UCAGAUGGGGAACUACUGUGCUGUAACGUACUCACUAGCAGUGUCUCACUACCCACCACCAGCACCAUGGCAUGUUCGGUGGGUGAAUAAGAUUGUGUGGUCUCUCUCUCUCUCAUGGCGAUCUCCUCCGCUGCCUCUCCUCGCUUCUCUACUCCCCCUCACCACCACCACCACUUUGUUAUCGCCAUUAAUCGAUCCCUCACACAACCCAAGCUUCCACACCCCUCCACAAAACCCAUCUCUUCUCGCCUCUCUUCUUCUCCUUCCUCGUUUCGAUCGAUUUCGGGGCCCAAUUUCAGCAGCAAAUGCAGAUCCUGUGGACGGAAGCUACCGUUUUCCAUUCGGGCAUGUUCUCAAGCUGAUGCUGCUGGCUCCAGCCCAUUGACAAAAAGUUUCUCUGAGUUAAGAGAUUCAUGUUGGAGAUUUCUUAGGCCCCAUACUAUUCGUGGUACUGCUUUAGGAUCCAUAGCAUUGGUUGCAAGAGCGUUGAUAGAGAACCCAGAUCUGAUAAAUUGGUGGUUGACAUUUAGGGCAUUCUGUGGGCUUGUAGCCCUCAUAUGUGGCAAUGGUUAUAUAGUUGGGAUAAAUCAGAUUUAUGACAUUGGGAUUGACAAAGUAAACAAGCCAUAUUUGCCUAUAGCUGCUGGAGAUCUAUCCGUUCAGUCAGCAUGGUUCUUGGUUCUAUUCUUUGCAGCAGCUGGACUUCUGAUCGUCUCAUGGAAUUUUGGGCCGUUUAUCACUUCUUUGUACUGCCUGGGACUUUUUCUUGGCACCAUAUAUUCUGUUCCUCCAUUUAGAUUAAAGAGAUACCCUGUCGCUGCAUUUCUUAUUAUUGCCACGGUGCGUGGCUUUCUUCUCAAUUUUGGUGUAUACUACGCUACUAGAGCUGCACUUGGGCUUACAUUCCAAUGGAGCUCGCCUGUUGCUUUUAUCACAGCCUUUGUGACACUGUUUGCCUUGGUCAUAGCCAUAACCAAAGAUCUACCAGAUGUUGAAGGAGACCGCAAGUUUCAGAUAUCAACAUUGGCGACGAAACUUGGUGUCAGGAAUAUUGCAUUUCUUGGUACAGGGCUUCUGCUCGCUAACUAUGUCGCUGCUAUUGUUGCAGCUAUUUAUAUGCCUCAGGCUUUCAGGCGCAACAUCAUGGUGCCCACUCAUGCUGUCUUUGCAUUGGGUUUGAUUUUCCAGGCAUGGGUUCUAGAACAAGCAAACUACACUAAGGAGGCGAUUUCACAAUUCUAUCGCUUUAUUUGGAAUCUGUUCUAUGCUGAAUAUAUUAUAUUUCCAUUGAUAUAAAGAGCUUGAAGAACCUGUUAAAGGAAGUUAUUAGAGAGAACAUAUCAGCUUUACUACAUCAAUUGGCAUGUUGAAAUCUUCUAUAAAUGCAGUAGUGAGCUUGGAAUGAAUGAGUUAAUGAGGUUCCCUUCAAAAUUUAGAAGGAUCUUUUGACAUUCGGCGCACAUUAGAAGAGUUGGUUCAAGUUCCUCUCUUAUUUUGUCCCUGUGAUCUCAUGUCAACUAAAUGGAAAAGUAAAUGCGAGAUAUUUGUACAAUAUUUAGCAGAUCUUUUUGACAAUUAUGUUAUUUUUUUUUGGUUA
This is a messenger RNA of Ananas comosus (pineapple), 1597 nucleotides long. Its product is annotated as probable homogentisate phytyltransferase 2, chloroplastic. The transcript is spliced from 11 exons. The record is from RefSeq and is a predicted model, not a curated record. Gene Ontology annotation, cellular component: membrane. NCBI's taxonomy places the organism in Eukaryota, Viridiplantae, Streptophyta, Magnoliopsida, Poales, Bromeliaceae. The coding region runs from base 115 to 1296 and encodes 393 amino acids. Gene Ontology annotation, molecular function: prenyltransferase activity.